ACAGUCCGGCUGCGACAAAAAAACAAAUUUCCACCUCACCGGCACACUGUCGUGAACAACUAGCGCUGUCCGUUGCCCGCUACCUAUCCACUGUCCACUGUGUCCGCUGUCUGCUGUGCGCUGUGUUGGCUUCCAAGGUUCUAUCUAGCUGCUGCCACUGUUCCCUCUUUUAUCCCCAGUCCCAACCAAACCUCCAACCUCGUCAACAUCGCAAUCAAUUCUCCCCCCCGCCUCUCAACUCCCCAACCCUCUCUCUACGUCUAUCUUCCUGCGCCUUUGGUCGUCAAUCGCCAAAAACACACAUUGCCCAUCAUGUCUGUCCCGGCUUUCGCUGAUAUCUCCAAGUCCGCCAACGACUUGCUGAACAAGGACUUCUACCACCUCUCUGCUGGCACCAUUGAGGUCAAGAGCAACACCCCCAACAAUGUUGCUUUCAAGGUCACCGGCAAGAGCAGCCACGAGAAGGCCACUAGCGGUGCUCUCGAGGGCAAAUACUCAGACAAGUCGCUCGGCCUCACUUUGACCCAGACGUGGAACACAGCCAACGCUCUCGACACCAAGAUCGAGCUUGCCGAUUCUUUGGCCAAGGGCCUCAAGGCUGAGACCGUCUUCUCAUUCCUCCCCGCCAGCAACAACACUGGUGCCAAGCUCAACCUUACCUUCAAGCAGUCCGCCUUCCACGGCCGUGCCUUUUUCGACCUCCUAAAGGGCCCCACUGCCAACGUUGAUGCCGUUAUCGGCCACGAGGGUUUCCUCGCUGGUGCCUCGGCUGGCUACGACGUCCAGAAGGCUGCCGUCACCGGCUACAGCGCCGCCGUCGGCUACGUUGCUCCCCAAUACAGCGCUGCCAUCACCGCCACCGACAACUUGAGCGUCUUUGCUGCCAGCUACUACCACAAGGUCAACAGCCAGGUCGAGGCCUCUGCCAAGGCUGUCUGGAACUCCAAGAGCGGCAACACUGUCGGCCUCGAGGUCGCCAGCAAGUACCGCCUCGACCCUCUCUCCUUCGCCAAGGCCAAGAUCAACGACCGUGGUGUUGCUGCCGUUUCCUACAACGUCCUCCUCCGCCCCGGUGUCACCGUUGGCAUUGGUGCCUCUUUCGAUACCCAGAAGAUUGACCAGGCUACCCACAAGGUUGGUACUAGCUUCACCUUCGAGAGCUAAAUGAUUUAAAAAGAAAAAACGGAUAGACGACAGUGAUUUAGGGGUUUUAUUCUUAGAUAGGAUGAAGACCCCGGGGAAUAAAAAAAUCACUAAUACCCCCUUUUGCCCACCGUGUAUCUUAUAUAAACCAGGCAGGUCUCGUUGUAUUCCUAUCAGCGACCUCUCUUGAUUGUAGACUAGAACGGAGCAAUAACGAAG
Xylaria bambusicola is the source of this 1362-nucleotide messenger RNA. Its product is annotated as eukaryotic porin/Tom40. The record is from RefSeq and is a predicted model, not a curated record. Gene Ontology annotation, cellular component: mitochondrial outer membrane. Gene Ontology annotation, molecular function: voltage-gated monoatomic anion channel activity. Gene Ontology annotation, biological process: monoatomic anion transmembrane transport. Lineage: Eukaryota; Fungi; Ascomycota; Sordariomycetes; Xylariales; Xylariaceae. The coding region runs from base 313 to 1164 and encodes 283 amino acids. The transcript is spliced from 6 exons.